Messenger RNA from Notechis scutatus (mainland tiger snake), 5281 nucleotides. The record is from RefSeq and is a predicted model, not a curated record. NCBI's taxonomy places the organism in Eukaryota, Metazoa, Chordata, Lepidosauria, Squamata, Elapidae.
AUAGGCGGCCGCCUUGCUGCCCGGUGGUGCGCCGGCGGCUGGGACCGCGGCUUGGCCAGCAUGAUCCGGAUCGCCGCGCUCAACGCCAGCUCGGCCGUGGAGGACGACCCCGAGGGGACCCUCAAGAGCCACAAGUCGCAGACCAAGGAGGCGCAGGAAGCGGAAGCCUUUGCCCUCUACCAUCAAGCGCUGGACCUUCAGAAGCAUGACCUCUUUGAUGAAUCGGCCAAAGCCUACCACGAACUGCUGGAGACCCGCCUGUUGCGCGAGGCAGUUGCAUCUGGAGAUGAGAGGGAGGGGUUGAAGCAUCCGGGCUUGAUGCUGAAGUAUUCAACUUACAAGAACUUGGCGCAGCUGGCUGCCCAGCGAGACGACAUCGAGACAGCUAUGGAAUUCUACCUGGAGGCUGUGCUGCUUGACUCCACAGAUGUCAACCUCUGGUAUAAAAUUGGCCACGUGGCCCUCCGGCUUACUCGCCUGCCCCUGGCACGACAUGCUUUUGAAGAAGGGCUUGCCUGUAAUCCAGACCAUUGGCCUUGUCUAGAUAACCUCAUCACCCUCCUCUACACCCUCAGCGACUACACGACGUGCUUGUAUUUUAUCUGCAAAGCCCUGGAAAGAGACAACUGUUACAGCAAAGGACUUGUUAUUAAGGAGAAGAUCUUUGAGGAACAGCCGUGCCUCAGAAGGGAUUCCUUAAGGAUGUUUCUGAAAGGUGACCUGCCAGUGUGCGAUGUGCCUGUGAGUGCAUCAGAAACACAAACAAUUCUGGAGGAAGCCCUGGAGCUGCGCAGGAAAAGGCAGGCUUUGAUGGCACGGAAGACUGAGCCAGAUCUCAAGCUUGCCCAGCCGAUCUCUCUGUUCACGUGGAAAUCUCUAGGAGAGAGUCUGAUGGCCACUUACUUGCAUCUCACAACUUGUGAGCCGCCUCGUCCAAGCCUGGGCAAGCGAAUUGAUCUCUUGGAAUACCAAGAUCUGGACCAGCACCUGGAGAGCCAGGCAAAUUCAGCCCCUGUCAGUGUUCUUCACCCCAGCCCUGUCAGUUCCAACCCACUGAUGCCUUUGACAGAACCACUGCUCGUCUAUACCCCACUGACUCCCAACUUCCCCAGUUUGACUGUACUGGAAUCAGUAAACUCUGCAGGUGAUGCUUCUGGGGCUGACAAAUCUAAGAAAGGGCUGAAACGGAAGAAAAUCACGGAAGAGACGGGCGAAACAGCAAAGAGGAGAUCGGCUCGAGUCAGGAAUACCAAGUGCAAAAAAGAAGAAAAAGUCGAUUUCCAGGAGCUGCUAGUAAAAUUCCUUCCUUCUCGCCUGAGGAAGCUGGAUCCAGAAGAAGAAGGUCCGUUCAACCACUAUGAGAUGCAAAGCACAGCCAAGGAAGAGAACUCCCAGCCCCUGGGCUCCCAUAGGAUGUCCCUUGACCUGACAGUCUGCAUGGAAUCUGAGAAGCAGGAUGUUCAUAAGUUCCUCUUGGCUAAUUUGAGCAACGGAGGCAUCCUUGAACUGAUGAUGAGAUACCUGAAAGUCAUCAGUCAGAAGUUCCUGGUCAAGUGGCCACCAGGACUGCCUGAGGUUGUCCUGAAUAUCUACAACAACUGGAGAAAGCACAGCAGCAGCCUACCCAACCCACUAUUAAGGGACUGUCACAAUCAACACAUCAGGGAGAUGAUGCUGAUGAGUCUCUCCUGCAUGGAAUUGCAGCUGGAUCAGUGGUUGCUGGCCAAAGGGAAGAGCUCCAUGGUAUCUCCCAGGAAUGGUCCUUCUGCCAGCUCGGCCAAUGGCAAAUUUGGCCCAGACUUUCCGGGCACCCACUUCUUGGGCGAUCUGCUGCAGCUCUCGUUCGCUUCUUCCCAGCGGGACCUCUUUGAGGCGAGUUGGCUGCAGUUUGCUGUCCGAGUGUAUUGGCUGAAAGCUCGGUUUCUGGCUCUACAGGGGGAAAUGGAGCAGGCCCUGGAAAACUACGACGUCUGCACGGAGAUGCUUCAGCAUUCUGCUGCCCUUGAGGCCAUCCCUGACAACGACAAGAGAGUGGUGAUCAGGCUGCCCAACCUCCAUGUUGACUCUGUGGUUUCUUUGGAAGAGAUUGAUAAGAAUCUGAAGUCCCUGGAGAGAUGCCAGUCUUUGGAAGAGCUUCAGCGCUUAUAUGAGGCUGGGGACUACAGGGCCGUGGUUCAGCUGCUGCGCCCAACGUUGUGCCUCAAUGGGGACAGCAGGACAGAGCAUCUGGAGUUGGCUAUCUCCAUUCCAGAGAGGCCAGCCCAACUUCUCUUGCUACAGGAUUCCCUCCUUCGGCUGAAGGACUAUCGGCAGUGCUUGGAAUGCUCUGAAGUGGCCUUGAAUGAAGCCUUCCAGCAGAUGAUCAAUACAACAGCCGCCUCGGCCAAGGAGGAGUGGGUGGCCACUGUCACCCAGCUGCUCCAGGGCAUCAAUCACUCCCUCUCGGCAGACAGCAGCAGCAGCAGCAGCCUGAGCGAAGUUUCUGCCCUGCCGAAUCUCAUCCGGUUGAGUCACAACCUCAUCCAGAUUAUCGAUUCCAGCAUGGUAGUCCAGGAGGAACCCAAAGAGCCGUUUGUAUCCUCAGUGCUUCCCUGGAUUAUUCUUCAUCGCAUCAUUCAGCAUGAAGAAGAAAAUGUCCAGCCCCUUUGCUGCCAACACGAGGAGCAGCUGCAGAAUCCACAGGAAGGAGUGUCUCCAAUUCAAGACACGCCUAUGCUGCCCCCUUCCCUAAUGCUGCUGAACACGGCCCAUGAAUACCUUGGAAGGAGAUCCUGGUGCUGUAACUCAGAUGGAGCCCUGCUUAAAUUUUACGUGCGGGUUCUGCAAAAAGAGCUUUUGGCCCCCACCACAGAAGACACCCACCCUUACAAAGAGGAGCUGGAGACGGCCCUGGAGCAGUGUUUUUACUGCCUGUACGGCUUCCCAAGCAAAAAGAGCAAAGCUCGCUACUUGGAAGAGCAUUCUACGCAGCAGGUGGAAUUGAUCUGGGAAGAUGCCCUAUUCAUGUUCGAAUAUUUUAAGCCCAAGACCCUUCCUGAGUUUGACAGCUAUAAAACCAGCACCGUCUCUGCUGACCUAGCCAACCUUCUGAAGAAGAUGGCCACGAUUGUCCCUCAAACAGAUAAGCCUAUGCUGAGAUUGGAAGAAGUGUCGAGUUACAUUGAAGGGACCUUAACCAAGGUGCCAGCUCUCCCAGAGGGCGCAGACUUCUCUCCUCCAGUGGUGACCGAGCUAUACUACCUCCUGGCCGACUACCACUUCAAGAAUAAGGAACAGUCCAAGGCCAUCAAGUUCUACAUGCACGACAUCUGCAUCUGCCCAAAGAGGUUUGACUCAUGGGCAGGCAUGGCUCUGGCCCGGGCCAGCCGCAUUCAGGAUAAGUUGAACUCCAACGAACUGAAGAGCGACGGCCUCAUCUGGAAGCAAUCCACCCCAGUGCUGAGCUGCUUCAAACGAGCCCUUGAGAUCGACGGAUCCAACCUCUCGCUCUGGAUCGAGUAUGGCACCAUUUCCUAUACUCUACACUCCUUCGCCUCCCGGCAGCUGAAGCAGUGGAAAGCAGAGCUUCCCUCGGAGGUGGUGCAACAGAUGGAAGAGCGGCGCAACGGCAUGUUGGAAACAGCCAAGCAUUGCUUCACGUCCGCUUCCCGCUGCGAGGGGGACGGAGACGAAGAGGAGUGGCUGAUCCACUACAUGCUGGGGAAGAUUGCGGAGAAGCAGAAGCAGCCCCCAGGGGUCUACCUCUUUCACUACAAGCAGGCGGGUCACUUCUUGCAUGAAGAGGCAGCACGGUACCCCAAGAAGAUCCACUACCAUAACCCCCCAGAGCUUGCCAUGGAGGCCCUGGAGGUCUACUUUCGGCUUCACGCGUCGAUCCUCAAACUGGUGGGGAAACCUGACUCAGGAGCAGAUGCUGAGCUGCUGGUGACUUUUAUGAAGGAAGCUGCCGAGGGCCCCUUUGCCAGGGGAGAGGAAAAAAACACCCCCAAGCUCUCUGAAAAGGAAAAGCUUUGCAUGGCAGACGAGGACUCGCGUUCUUCUGCAGGAACUCUGCCAGGCCCCGGGACUUCCCUGCUCUCUUCCUCCGGUCCAGGUCUGACUUCCCCACCCUACACAGCCACUCCAGUUGACCACGAUUACGUCAAAUGUAAAAAAAGCCAUCAGCAGGCAACACCGGAUGACAGGAGUCAGGACAGCACAGCGGUGGGGCUCUCGGACUCCAACUCCACCCAGGACACCUUUAUGGAGCUUGCCAGCCUCCCGGACAGCAGCAACAAGAAGGCUUUUCCGGAAGGGAGGCCCUUGGCUUCCUGCUCGGACACCGCGGCACCCGGGAAAGAGAGCCUGGCACCCACAGAGGACAGGGGAAAGCUGGAAGACCCCCUGGGCAGCCCUGACGCCUGCCGUGCUGCGGAGCAGAAGCCCCCUCCCCAGGGACCUUCCAAAGCCUCUGCUCCCCCGCUCCCCUCCCAGGGGGACCACAAGAGACCAGCCGAGCCCCUCUGCACCAGCCAGUUCGCCCAGGGCCUCCCCGCAGACCUGGAGGAGCAGCGCACUUUCCUGACCGAGCGCUGCACCGCCGCCUUCCACCUCUGCCUCAGCCGCUUCCCCCAGCACUACAAGAGCCUCUACCGCCUGGCCUGCCUCUAUGCCUGCAGCCCCACCCAUAAGAAUCUGCCGUGGGCGCGUGAUGUGCUGCUAGGCAGCAGUCUCCCCUGGCAGCAGCUGAGGCACAUGCCAGCGCAGGGUCUCUUCUGUGAGAGGAACAAGACCAACUUCUUCAACGUAAGUGGACUGCCCGGGCUGCAAGCAGGGUGCUUUCUCUGGCUUUUCCCAGUUGCUUGUUUCCUUGGCCUCGGGCGAGGCUCUAGGCAGGCAGGCAGGCCAGGCCUUCUCUGCCCUGGAAGUUGCAGCUCCGGAGCCGCAUGCAGCUCCGGAGCUGCUCCCUUCCUUUCCUUUGGGCAGCAGGAGGGAGGGCCUUGGGCAGCUCUGUCUGGCCUCUGACUUGGCCGAGCAGAACAACGUUGCUACAGGGACGAGGUUGCUUUGGUCAGAGCAGUACCUGUUCACCCCCUCACCACCCACCCACCCCCAGAACAAGGCAUUCCAUAUCCCUCUACUGCAAAGGAACUAAUGGCAGGAAUUUGGAAGCAUUUCAGCCCAUGGAGAGCAAAGAAAUAUUUAUAAAGUUGAUGAGGAUGCUGUCCAAGUCAUGGCCUUGAGAGCAGUUGAUGUGAAUGUGAAGUCCAGUUCCUGAAAAUGCCAUUGUGGGUGGAGUCAC